This is a messenger RNA of Brassica rapa (field mustard), 3075 nucleotides long. Its product is annotated as dirigent protein 9. Lineage: Eukaryota; Viridiplantae; Streptophyta; Magnoliopsida; Brassicales; Brassicaceae. The record is from RefSeq and is a predicted model, not a curated record.
AUUUAUUAUUAGUCUGAAUUAAAAUAUAGUAUGAAUUUUUAUGAAUAGGUCCAUUAGGUCUAUUUUUUAAAAAAUCACACAUGAAUCAAGGUUGUGACUUCUGUUUUAAUAUAUAAGACUAGAUUUUGAUCCGCGCUUUCAAAGCGCGGGUUUUUGUUUGAUGUAAAUUUUAUAUAAUCAUGUUUUCUAUACAUGUAGACGGUGGAAUCGACUUGUUUAUUUCAUCAAUUUCAUAAACCAACAAAUAGUUACGUUGUUUAACGUUUUGCCUCUAAAUAUUGAAAUUCUAAAAUGAUUUCUAAUAUUUUUUAAUAGUAUUGAUGUAACCUGUCAUUUAUUUAAAAAUAUUAUAAUUAUAAUUUGAAAAAUUAAUGGAAUCUCUCCCAGUUGAUGAUGAUUAUGAUGAUGAUGCCCUUAACCAAAACUCACGAUAUCUCUCUGGUAUGCUGCGUUUAGGAUAUUUGUGACUAGAAAGGAAGUGCAUCUAUCUUUCUUUUUGUCAACUAAAAAUUUUGUAUAUAUAAUAUAUACUGCAAAUUCUCUAUAUAACUAACUAAAUAAUAUUUAACCAUUCCUACUAUUUUCGGAUAAUCAGUUGCGAGUCACCGACUGUUUAUCAACUCAAUCUUACACAUAAUCACAUAUUAUGGUAUGUUUUCUUUCAUAUGGUUUACAUCAAUCGCAUGUAUAUACCCGUUUUCUUACACCCUGUACUCAACUGUUUCUUUUGUCUACGAGUUCUAUACGUGGUAGCCAUAUAGUUGUUUUCUAGCUACUGGUAUAGCACAUUGUAUUCGAGAGAAUGACGUCGCCAUCUUAUUAACAAUUAGCCACAGCUGUUUUCGACUGGUAUAACACAUUGUAUACUAGAGAAUGACGUCGCCAUCUGAUUAACAAUUCACUAAAUCUUUGACGUGCGAUCUUUAUCUUUUGAAGUCAAGAAAUAAAAAAACUAAGGAUCUAGACUUCCAUUUUAUUGAAGUUCAUUUUUUUUAUUGAAGUUCAUUUUGGGAAGGUAUACACAGAGUUUCAAAGAGAAACGCCUUGGUUUUGUUGAUAGAGAACCAGAGAUUAGUCUUUUUGACAAAGGUUUUUAGGGUUUUAGCUUCCCUUACCUUCUUCGGGUGUUUUUUUUUGUUAUAAGAGAUCAGAAACCCUAGAAAAAAUAUGAAUAUGAAUAUGACGACGGCUAAGACUUUGGGUCGAGCUUUAGGUUUAUGUUUAUCUAGGCUUUGCUUAUAGGCUUUAUUAUUGGGUCGAUUAUGAUAUCAUAUGGGCUGAGGCUCUAAGGGGGAGGAAAAAUACUGAUUUAUUAGUUGAUUUUAAUCAUCCCAAUAUUAAGAAGUGUAACGAUAUACGUAAAACAGUUAAGUAUGGUGGAAACAGAUUAUGAAUAUGUAGAAUUGUAAAAUUACUGAUCCCAUAAUGUUUUUUUAUAAUAUAAAUGAAUGUUUUUCUAAAAAAGACAUUAAUGAUUUAUGGACUUUGUUUCUUAUUAGGUUGUAACAUAUAAAGUAGAGAAAUCAUGAAGUCACAAAUAAUUAGCUAAUUCAAGUACUAAAAGUCUAAAACAGUUAAGUAUAGUGGAAAUAGAAUAUGAAUAUGUAGAAUUGUAAAAUUACUGAUCCCAUAAUUUUUUUUAUAUAAUAUAAGAAAUGAAUGUUUUCUGAAAAAGCAUUAAUAAUUUACGGGCUUUGUUUCUUAUUAGGUUGUAACAUAUAAAGUAGAGAUUAGUCAAAAAAAAAAAAAAAAAAACAUAUAAAGUAGAGGAAUCAUGAAGUCACAAAUCAAUGAAAUCAUUAGCUAAUUGAAGUACUAAAAUAGAGGUUUAGUUGACUCUCAAUCUUAACUAAAGCACAUCAGCAACAACAACUCCACUUCAAUAACUCCAUUCACAAUAACACCAACCAAAUUCAUCAAUGCUUCUUUAUAUAAACCCAUUAACCCAUCCAUCAUUAAACAUCAAACAAAACAUAAAUCAACACAACUUGAGUAUCCAAAACAAGAGACCAAAAUGACCAAAGCUCAUCACAUAACCAUCCUUCUCUUCCUCAUAUCCGCCAACUUCCUCGCAUUCAUCAACUCAGCUAGACUUCUUGAUGAGAUCCAACCUCAGUCUCAGUUAGUCCCUGCUGGCCAAAUCCCCACCGUUGCUCCAACCGAAGCUGAGGAAGAACCAGCACCAGCAACUACACUCCCAUCUGGUCCAGCAGGGGCUGGACACGAGCCAUUACUAGAGUUCUUUAUGCACGACGUCCUAGGCGGGUCACACCCAUCAGCUCGUGUGGUCACUGGAAUAGUAGCACAAACCGAAGUGAACGGUAUACCAUUCUCAAAGGCCAGCAACAGCAUCUUCCCUGUAGACAACGGAGUCCCACUUGUCAACUCAAACAACAUCAACAGCGUCAUUAACCCAAACACAGCCCCGCUUCUCACAGGCCUAGGCGGCGCACAGACCAGCACAGUGAUCCAAAACACCAACGGGAACUCCAACGACGCCCUCAGCACCAACAGUCUCCCCUUUGUAACCGCGGGAAACCUCCCUCCAGGUGCUGCUCUCCAGCAUCUCAUGUUUGGAACCAUAACCGUUGUGGACGAUGAGCUAACCGAAAGCCACGAGCUAGGCUCAGCGGUUAUAGGGAAGGCUCAGGGGUUUUACCUGGCUAGCUCCUUGGAUGGGACGAGUCAGACACUUUCUCUGACCGUAUUGCUAGACAGAGAGCAUGACCAUCAUGACACUUUGGACGAUGCCAUUAGCUUCUUUGGUGUUCACAGGACAGCCUCUCAUGCCUCUCAGAUUGCUGUUAUCGGCGGGACGGGGAAGUUUGAGCAUGCUAAAGGGUAUGCUAUAGUGGAAACUCUGCAUAAUCAGAACAACCAGCAUAUCACUGAUGGUCAAGACACUAUUCUACACUUCAGUGUAUACCUCACCUACUACAAAGCUUGAAGAGGUGUCAAAACAAAUAUAUGAUUUGCUUUUGUAUAUGUUAUUGCUCUCUAGCUUCCACUUGUGGCUUUGCUUUUCCUUUGGUUUCCAAAGAAAUUUUUAUUUUAAUGAAACUGUUUCAAUCUAAA